GUGAGCUUGCUGGUAAGUCUGUGCUCUUUGAUUCUCCUUCCUGCGUGAGGGCCUCAUGUGCUGUGGUGAAUGCGGGCGCCGCCGCUGCUGACGGGAGAGCCCUGGCGGGGCCCUCAAACGGUGAGAACAGGUGACUGAAUCUCAAACAGUAGAAUAUGGCUGGACAAAUCUCAGAAGCUGAUCAGAUCAAGCAGUUCAAGGAGUUUCUUGGAACAUACAAUAAAAUUACAGAAAACUGCUUCCUGGAUUGCAUAAAAGAUUUCACUAGCAGAGAAGUUAAACCAGAAGAGAUGACUUGCUCAGACCACUGCCUACAGAAGUACUUGAAAAUGACACAAAGGAUCUCCAUGAGAUUCCAGGAGUACCACAUCCAGCAGAAUGAAGCUCUGGCAGCUAAAGCAGGACUGCUUAGCGCACCUCGUUAGAUAAGGGCGCUCUGUUCAGACUUUACAAGCAGUGCCAAUGUUUGUUGAGCAAGAACACACUUUGGAUUUUCUACUGUCAGGAUGUGUGUCCAGCAACUUGCAGUUCUAGGUGCUGUUCAGACAGGAGAAACUAUGAAAAGUUAAACAAGAAAUUAGUCAUGGUGGACUGGCAAUGGAGUCUGUUUCUGAGGUGCUUUUAACUCUACAAUGGAGUACUACUGAUAGAAACUUCUCCAGGGCCUGCAGACUGGUAUGUUUAACUUUCAAGGGUGGUGGGAGGGUUAUGCUUCCUUUCUGCUAGGACUGAUUCAGAUAAAUAAAUGGAAUAUGGGAAAUACACCUUUUUUAUUUAAUUAAAAUUAAUGGGAACUAUA
Messenger RNA from Melopsittacus undulatus (budgerigar), 799 nucleotides. RefSeq names its product translocase of inner mitochondrial membrane 9 (gene TIMM9). The coding region runs from base 156 to 425 and encodes 89 amino acids. The record is from RefSeq and is a predicted model, not a curated record. NCBI's taxonomy places the organism in Eukaryota, Metazoa, Chordata, Aves, Psittaciformes, Psittaculidae. The transcript is spliced from 4 exons.